Nematocida major is the source of this 1200-nucleotide messenger RNA. Its product is annotated as ubiquitin carboxyl-terminal hydrolase 22/27/51. The transcript has a single exon. Gene Ontology annotation, cellular component: nucleus; cytosol. Gene Ontology annotation, molecular function: cysteine-type deubiquitinase activity; cysteine-type endopeptidase activity. Lineage: Eukaryota; Fungi; Microsporidia. The record is from RefSeq and is a predicted model, not a curated record. The coding region runs from base 1 to 1200 and encodes 399 amino acids.
AUGGGGUGCAUGCACGUGGACAUAGAAGAGACAGUGGAAAAGUGCUCCGGAAUAAUAGAGAAGAUAGAAGGACUAAUCCAGGAGGAGACUCUUCUAGCAUGCAAAAUAUGCAAUAGCACAUUUUCCGUUGAAGUGUGCAUGGAGUGCAAUAGUGCGUACUGCAGGGAGAACUCCCACGUUGAGUCCCACUGGAAGGAUGCAUGGCACAAGAACUACUUCGUGCCUGAUUUUGGGACAGUUUCCUGCGAAGAGUGUGCGAAAUACAUCUCCAUAUCAGACAUAAACCGAAUGAUAGACCAGAAAAAGACCGUUUUAUCUCCCCCAAAAAAUUUUCAGGGUCUGAACCUGAAUUGGGUGAAGGGAUUCCUGAAUUUAAAGCGGACCUGCUACAUGAGCAGCCUCCUGCAGUCGAUUCUCUCCCUGCGGCCCUUCAUAAGGAACCUCCUGGGAGUAGAGCACAGGCUGAAAACAUGCCCGAAUAAGGAGUGCAUUCUCUGCGCCCUGAAUAGGAUACUCUACCAAAUGUACAACAACACAAACGGAUCAGUCGAUAUCUCCGAACUGAUCCGAAUAUUCUGGGAAAAUAAUCCAUUCUUUGCAAAGAGCGAGUACCAGGACGUCCAGGAGUUCUUUAUGUUUCUGAGCUCGCAGAUACACGCGAUGGGAUGCUCCCAGGAGGAGCCCUGUCCCGUGCACAGGACCUUCGGAGGAGUCUUUUCGUCCGUUAUAGAGUGCGUCUGCGGGGUACAGGAGGAAUCAGCUGAAGUCUUUACGUGUAUAAGCAUGAACUUGCACGGGAAUACGCUGGAGGAGACUAUCCGGAAGUACUUCGAGAGAGAAAGCAUCAGCAUAGACAGAAAGUGCUCGUGCGGGAAUGAAAGCACGUAUACGCAGAGCAUAGACGUAAAAGAGGCUCCGAGUGUGCUCUGCCUGCACCUGAAGAGGUACCAAAUGAAGAACAAAAGCAUCUCCAAAAUCGACACGGUCCUCUCCUACCCGGAAGUACUUUCCGUUGGGGGAAAAAAGUUCAGUCUUUCCUCCAUUAUAAUGCACAGCGGAGAGAUGGACUCUGGGCACUAUAUAGCAUACACAAGAAGAAACAAUCAGUGGUACCUGACGAACGACGAGGAAAUUAUGCGAGUCUCCCUCGUUGACAUCCUGAAUAAGCCCGUAUACAUUCUCUUCUACACGCAGGAGUAA